Molecule: messenger RNA, 3120 nt
Organism: Malus domestica (apple)
Lineage: Eukaryota; Viridiplantae; Streptophyta; Magnoliopsida; Rosales; Rosaceae
Product: receptor-like protein kinase ANXUR1
Biological process (GO): protein phosphorylation
Molecular function (GO): transmembrane receptor protein tyrosine kinase activity; ATP binding
Source: RefSeq, a predicted model, not a curated record
UCAAUACCAAAGAGCAUUUACCGUUCCUCUCUCUUGCCCCGUUACUCUCUAACCAGUAACAACCCCUCCUAUCCUAACGUUCCCGUUAGACCCUGGCAAAAAAACCUCCCUCACAAAAAAAGGAACAAAAAAUACAGAAGAAAUGAAAGCAAAACACAGUUUGAUUUUGUAAUUCUUGCCUCCUCUUGAAAAUCCCAGGUAAAUUUUCAAUCUUUACCUUUCAAUGAAACAAAAAAAAGCAGAUCUAGUUUCAGUCAAACUAUUGUCAUUGAAUUGAGCCCUAGAGAAGUCCAUUUUGGACAGGAAAACAUUUCCUCUUUUGUUCUUGUUCUCCUGUACUAUUUUUUUUCCUGUGUCCUACAUCGAUCAUCUUCCUCCCUCACCUUUCAGUUCCUGAAUCUCCCAUCAAAAGGGUUUCUCUUUCCAGCUAUGAUCUCCAAAACCCACAUUUUACUUUCUCUGAUCAUAUUAUCCUUCUCCUUAAACGCCAUUCAUGUUCUCAGCAAAGACACUGGCUCUGAAUCUUACAUCAUUGCUUGCGGCUCUUCGAGCGGUGGCACCGACUCCGACGGCCGCAGAUGGGUACCAGAUUCCCGGUUUCUAAAAUCCUCGGAGAAUUCAAAGACCGCGACGGCGCAAUACCAAGAUCCUUCUCUGCCUUCCCAAAUCCCGUACAUGUCUGCAAGAAUUUUCAACUCUGCAGCAUCCUACAAGUUCUUUGUUUCCCCACGACAGCGCCUACUGGUCAGGCUCCAUUUUUAUCCGUCUUCCUAUGACGGCCUCGAGGCUUCGAACUCGUAUUUCGACGUGAUCGCAAACGGGUUUUCACUCCUCCGCAAUUUCAGCGCCGCCAUUACAACCCAAGCUCUCACGCAGGCCUACAUCAUGAGAGAAUUCUCACUCGUUCCCGCCCAAUCCGGCAAUCUCAACAUAACAUUCGUACCCUCGUCGCAACAUGAUAAGUCCUAUGCUUUUGUCAAUGGCAUUGAGGUAAUUUCGAUGCCGGCCGAGAUGUUUCAGCCAGCGAACAUGAUCGGGUUUCAGGACCAAACCAUCGAUGUACAAAACUCUUCCCUUCAGACAAUGUUUAGGCUCAAUGUCGGUGGACAGUUUAUUCCGACAAGAAAUGAUUCGGGGCUGACAAGAACAUGGUACGACGAUUCGCCGUACUUGUUCGGUGCAGCAUUUGGAGUCACAUGUCAGGCUGAGAAAAAUGUUAGCAUAAAAUAUCCUAGUAAUUUGCCGGAGUACAUUGCUCCUCCCAACGUCUACGGCACUGCGCGAUCGAUGGGACCGAAUUCGAAAAUCAAUCAGAAUUACAAUCUCACAUGGGUUUUCACCGUUGAUGCAAAUUUCACAUAUGUUGUUAGGUUACAUUUCUGUGAGCUUCAACUCACCAGGAUCAAUCAGAGGGUGUUCGAUAUUUUUCUCAACAACCAAACAGCGCAGCAGACUGCGGACGUUAUUGCUUGGUCAGGGUCCAUAGGAGUGCCGGUUUACAAGGAUUAUGCAACUUUUGUUAAUGACAGAGAUGGUGACGAAGAAAUAUGGGUGGCAUUGCAUCCAUCUGUGUCCGAGAAACCAGAGUACUAUGAUUCGAUUCUUAAUGGUUUGGAGAUCUUUAAGCUCAAUGAUACGCGUGGGAAUUUAGCCGGUCCCAAUCCUGUGCCAUCUAAGAUGCUUCAAGACGCUGAGGCUGCUGCAGCAAGUACUUUUUCUCCCCCAGCAGGGUCCAAGAGCAAGGGUGAAGUAAUUGGAAUAGCUGGCGGGGCUGCUGGCGGCGCGGCUGUGGUUGCGGCAUUGUGCAUUGCUGUGUACAUAAAGAAGAAGAGAAAGAGUGGAAUGGAUCCCGGGAUGGGCAAUUGGUUGCCUCUUUAUGGUAACUCUAACACAUCAACUAUUUCGGGCAAGAGUAAUACAGGUAGCAGCCAUCUUUCGAGCCUGGCUGCAGGUCUUUGCAGGCAUUUCUCAUUGCCUGAGAUCAAACAUGGCACCAAGAAUUUCGACGAAUCUCAAGUUAUUGGGGUUGGAGGAUUUGGGAAGGUUUACAAGGGCAUUAUUGAUGGAGGCACCAAAGUGGCUAUUAAAAGAUCAAAUCCAUCUUCAGAGCAAGGUGUUCACGAGUUCCAAACGGAAAUCGAGAUGCUUUCAAAGCUCAGGCACAGGCAUUUAGUCUCUUUGAUUGGUUUUUGCGAAGAGGACGGCGAGAUGAUUCUGGUUUAUGAUUACAUGGCUAAUGGGACUCUAAGGGAGCAUUUGUACAAGAGCAAAAAUCCUUCCUUGUCAUGGAAGCAAAGGUUGGAAAUUUGCAUUGGAGCUGCUAGGGGACUGCAUUAUCUUCACACUGGUGCAAGAUACACCAUCAUCCACAGAGAUGUGAAAACCACAAACAUAUUGUUGGAUGAGAAUUGGGUAGCUAAAGUCUCUGACUUUGGGCUAUCAAAAACAGGUCCUAAUCUUCACCAAACCCAUGUGAGUACAAUGGUGAAGGGCAGCUUUGGGUACUUGGACCCCGAAUAUUUUCGGAGGCAACAAUUGACGGAAAAAUCUGAUGUUUACUCUUUUGGGGUAGUCUUGUUUGAGGUCUUGUGUGCAAGGCCGGCCCUCAAUGCUUCAUUGCCUAAGGAGCAAGUUAGUCUUGCAGAUUGGGCAAUACAUUGUCUAAAAAAGGGAAUUCUCUUCGAAAUUAUUGAUCCACAUCUCAAGUCAGGGCCGCCUAUUAAUCCUGAGUGCUUGAAAAAGUUUGCAGAGACAGCUGAGAAAUGCUUAGCUGAUCAUGGACUUGAACGCCCUUCAAUGGGGGACGUGCUUUGGAACCUUGAGUUUGCUCUUCAACUGCAUGAAAACCCUGAUGGAGAAGCAGUUGCUGCUCAAGAUAAAGCAAAUGAUGCUUAUGCUAUGCACAAUGCCACACUGACAAUUGAGGAAGAGACCGUUUCAAGUGAGGCUACGAUCGAUGACUUAAACACAAGUGCAGUUUUUUCACAAAUAGUGAAUCCAAGAGGAAGAUGAGACAGACUAUGCAUAUCGUUUACCACUUUUUUCCUAUGUUUUAUUUUGUCUAGGAAUUUUGUUUUGUAGGCUGUGUUCUAAUAUUAUAUAUUAUGCUUCUUCAAUUCA